AUGGUAAUGACCGAAGGUGUAUCAGCCACACUGACAUGCACAGCAGAUAAAGGUUACCCCAACGACUGGAAGCUAACUUGGUCAAAUGGAACUACGGAUAUUGAUGGUACAACUACAGUUCCUGAGGAUUCCUCUUCCAGCAUCUAUCGCUUCAUGUUUAGCAGUAUCUUAAACCUAACGCCCGCAAGAGAUGACAAUGAUCCCCCAGUAUUUUCUCGACUGAUACAGUUUCCAGUUAACCCAGUUCUGGAAGGCAGUGACGUAAUCCUUAACUGUACUGUUGAUGCCAACCCAAGACCCAGAAAUCUCAUAUGGGAGAAGCAAGACUCAAAGAAAAUACUGAACACAGUUUACACUGAUGAAACCAGUACACUUACACUACUUAACAUCAAGAGGGGGCAGUCUGGGAACUACACUUGUAGAGCAAACAACGGACUGCCUGCUGAUGAUACUUUGAAUGAUGCUGUAUCGGAUCCAGUCACUGUUAUAGUGCAUUAUGAAGUCAAUAUCACCAAUAAGGUGAUGGAUGAAGUGGGAAUCAAAGAUAGUGCUGAUGCUGUCCUAGUCUGCGUAGCGAUAGGCAAUCCUAAGCCGGUUAUGGUGUGGUAUGGUCUGAAUAAUACAGUCUUAACUGGUGACACAGAAGCAAAGUUCACAGUAACCAGUGCGACUACUGGAGGAGACAGAGUCUUUGGAUAUGAAGUCACCAGCAACUUGACCAUCAAAGAAGUCAAUUCCCAGAUAGACUAUGGGUUGUACACCUGCAACAGCUCAAAUGGAAUAGGGAAAGAAGACUCACUGGAAAUUGCUCUCACUGGAACAAGACGACCAGACAAGCCCGGAAGAGUUGAGAUUACAGAGCGGACGGCAGAAUCUCUGACUGUAACAUGGACAGNUGGGAAGACGACAUACACAGUGACGGGUCUGGAGGACUACACAGAGUAUGAGAUCAGGGUGUAUGCCAAGAAUGCCAUCGGUGAAAAUACUGACUAUGCCAAAGUAGUGGGACAUACAUUGCCAAAUCCUCCAGGCCCAGACACAGGAAUCACUGUGGAGUACAACACCGAUGCUGGGACUUUGAAAGUAACAGAGCUGAAAGUAGAGAAUGGUUGCAUCCAGCUGGAAGUCAAGUAUGAAGGCAAUGACACCUGGCAGGAAUGUGGAAAGUGUAUCCAUGCUGAUCAGACAUUGAGACUCUCUGAAUGGUGUGCAGCAUCACAAAAGAGAAGACGACGAGCUAUAGGUGACAUUGAAGAUGUCCGCGCUAAACUCUGCAUUGAUGGUUUGUGUAGUGAAGCAGCACCUGUUAAAGAAGUAAUCACAACCACUACACCCACCCCUGAUAACAGAGGCAUCAUUGUUGGAGCUGUUGUGGGAGGGGUGGUACUUCUUGCCAUCAUUAUUGCUCUAGCUACCUACCUUGUCAGAAUGUCACCCAAGGACCAAAAAAGUAGAAGAAAGAAAACUACAGAUUCUUUCAGCAAUGGCAGCGACAUUGAACUUCAGUCACCAAGCAAUGUUGCAGGACCAGAAGAGGGCAAUGGCAUAGCUAAUGAAGGUGUGCAGAACCAUGUUGUAUAUGCUCAGGUGAACAGAGCAAACAAGCCUACAGCGCCACUGAUCACCAGGCCAGCAAGGAAUAUUGCAACAGAGUAUGACAAGCUCUCUAGAAAGGAAAGACACCCUGUGUACCCUAACCCUGCUGUGAGAGGUGACUCCUUGCCCCCCAAGACAGGUGCGUAUGAAGAAAUGAAAGUGGCUGCAUCCAAGACUUGUUCUGAGAAUGCUACUAACAAAGUCCAAGAGAAUGUGGAGAAAUCCUCCCCUGAAGAGACUACUAACAAAGUCACUAACAGAGACUCCAAGCCCCCAAUCACCAGACCCAAACCUAAAAGCAUCAAGAAGGACCAGCCACCAAGUAGGAGUGCAGAUGAAAUUCCUAAAAGGAAGGCCGAAUUAGCUGGUGCUACUGAAACUACAGAAACAGAUGGAUCGAUGGCUGAUGGCAAGCCAAGAACUACAUCUAUCAAGAGAUACACCGUGGAAAGUGGAGACACCUAUGCACAGGUCAACAAGAAUUUGCCACCAAAACCAAAGGGAAUCAAUCCUCCACAAAACCUACCAGAUGUGACUUAUGCCUCAGCGAACAAGGAUCAGAAGCCCAGCCUUUCACCACUUCCAGAAGACUAUGGUGCAAAGAAGAAACCCAAGAAAUAUGUCCCACCUUCAGCAAGAGCUGCUGAGGAGUCAGCCUAUGAAGAGGUGCGAAUUAAUGACAAUGACAAUGGAAAGAGCCCCUCAGCAGAAGGUGAUGGUAACACUUACGAUGGUGUUGGGGCUCAACAGGACACAGGUGGAAGAACUGCCAAUGAUGAUGGACUGAUUUAUGUGGAGGUGGGUCACGCUAGAGUACAUCCUCCUGAUCAACCACCAAUCCAGACUGAGCCGUCAACGGAAUAUGCUUCACUGGAUUUCUCGCACAUGUCGAAAAAAGAAGACAAAUCCUAGAAAGCUGUUUGCAGUUAUACAUGUUUGUUAUGUCAUUUAGAAUUUUGUGUCCAAGUGCCUUUAUGAUCAUGUAUUGAUGGAUGCCUGAACAGAAUAAUUUGAGAUGUACAUGGAUAAAUGAAGACAAUUAUAUUUCUGAAAGUUGAAUUGCCAGCAAUUAGAAGCAGGAUGUUAUGGUUUCCAGUCCCACCAGGGCAAUCCUGAGCAGGAUUCUAAUUGGUUGGUGAAAAUAGAGCAGAAUGCUGGUUUAUGAAAUCUCCUGAAUGUGUGUUGUACUCAGCUGGGGGUUUUUUUCUGUUGAUUUUACUUUAAGCAUUUGUGUGUUUUAAGUUCAUGAAAGUAUUUUCCAGCAACCAAGACCUAAAAUGCAUUUGUGUCAUCCGUCAUCAAAUAAUAUGGCAGGCUCAUACUUAACAUGACUUCAGAACGCAUUUAGUGCAGAAUCCACGAAAUAAGAAAGUUGUGUUUCAUUAUUGUAAGUUCACAGCAUGGUUACCAGUAUUUGCUAACAUGCUACAGAUUUGGGUUUGUAUUUUCCAAGAUGCCACAGAUUUGGGUUUGUAUUAGCUUUUGCUCUGAGUUGUGAAUCAGCUGUUAAGAUAUGGAUGGGGUAUGUUUGUAACAAAGAAAAUAAAUACAUGAAGGUUAAGUCUUGAUCUUCAAUGUAAGUUACUAAAUUCGAACAAUUUGUCAAAUUCAUCUUCAGCUGUGCCUGGGGCUUGAGGCUUUGGGUUCAUUAAUUUGAUAGAAAACAUGAGAUUGAGUUUUGUGAGGCCAGAGUUUGGAAUCUUUCUUAUGCAUUCAAUAUUCAGCAUUUGAAUGCUAAUUUUGGACCUCGGGAAGCUGAAGAUGAAAGAGAUUUGGUUUUGAGCCCACUGUAGGCCGAUCUUCCAGCACUCAAGUCUUACAGAGAGCCAUUACCUUUGUAUUUGGUUAUUUGCUUUAGUGCAGUCAUUUAUCCAAGACAUUCCUAGGCUCAACUGUUUAGUCUGUUUUUUAAAUGUUAUGCACUGCUGUUUCAAAACAAAACAAAAUUAAAAACUUGUAUCACUGUAAUCAUGAUUUUAAUUGCUAUAAUUUGAAAAUAUGCAAAAAAUAUAUAAUUUAGGCAGAUUUUUACGAAUACAAGUAUUAGCUUUAUUUCUGUACAUACGUUGGAGGUAGUUGGAAGGAGUGCAUUGUGUUGGUCCAAAUGUCGCGCAGUAAUUGGAAUGAAUGUCAAGAUAUUGAAUCCUGUUGUAUGUACCAGCAUGUCUUGGAGACACACUGUUUGGGAGUGCAGACUUUGUUUAGAUGGUAUAGGAUUCAGAGAAUAUCUUUUAUGAUUUGUGUUUCGUAUCGUGCCUUCCAUUUAUUUGAAGGAGUUCUUUUUUAUUUUGUAUUUUGAUGAUGGUGAUAUGUGAUAAAAUGCUGGUAUCCAUCAACCCUGACAGCAGUAGACAGCGGAAAUCAUUUCUGAUCAAUUGUUUGACUAUUUUGUCUGUCUUUUGAACAUUUAAGCCAUUUUUUUGUGUUAAUUGUUCCAUAUCUCGCCUGUAAGCUGUAUUUAUGUGAUUAAUAAGGACGGAUUAUUAUACUUCUGCACAGUAUGAGCAAAGCAAUGACUAAGGCAUUAAGAAAUCAAAGUUGAUAACCAGUACUACAUGUACUUCAAAUUGCCAAAUUGUAAAAAGUACUGAUUGUUAUAUUUGUAAUAUGAAGAAUGCAAAGUUUUCUAAUGUAUAUUUUUUCUACAAUUUGCCUGCGGCUAGUUAGUGGUUAAUGGUUUUAACUUCCCAUUGAUAUUAAUUUUUUUUUAGAUGAUCAAUACGUCUAUUUUAAAAAAUCAAGUUUAUCUGCAUGUGGUUAGCUUCUCUAGAUCAAAGGAAAUUGCUGUACAUUUCCCCUUUUAAAGGUUGUUACAGCCCAAGGCAAUUUUAAUGAUGUACGUGUAUAUAUAGCGGAAACAAUGUAGAACAUUUUUUGAUGAUGUAGGCUUUGCAUUUCUUUAUUUUUGAAAUUCCAUUGGUUUGGUUUACUCUGUAUGCAUAUUUUUGCCUAUAUUUGAUCAUCAAUACGCAGUACAUUGAUACAUGUAUAAGACGUUUAUGUGUUUUCAUACUUUUCUUCAGUGGAGGAAAAUUGAAGUUCUUAUAGAGUGAAGCAUAUUGAAAGUGCACAUUUUAAACAUUGAAAAUUGUCCAAGCUGUUACAUGCAAGUAAUAGCAUUGUUGUGUAAAUUAGGGAAGACAUUGUUCAGUUUUUAGGUUUUCAUGUUCAUUUUUUGGACCAUACUUGCUCCUUGAAAAUAUUCCUGAGAAAAAGUUGCUUGUUGGCUUAUUGCCAUGAACAUAUACUUACACAGUUGUAAUGUGCCUAUGAAAUGGAACUUUAUUGCAGCAAAAUAAAAAUAAUUCCAGCAAGUUUGUUGAACACAAAUCAUAAUUACAACAUAACAUAAUUACCAGGGGUGACAUCACAGUGAUUUUUAUGAAUAUUCAAAUUUCAUAAUGUAAACACCAAAAAGUCUCCAAAAAGAUUCAAAUCCCAAAACAAAAAUAUAAAAUAAGAUUAAUUGAUACACAGACGUGCAAUUUCAAAGGUUUUAAAAUCAUAUUGCAUGGUCCCUUUCAGUUUAUGCAGUCGUUUAAAAUUUCAUUUUUAUACAUAUAAUCAAGAUGUGUUUUAUUAUCAAAAAGAAAAUAUUAGACAGUAUAAGUGCUUGGAUGUCCACCUUACUACUAGAAAUCAGCUCAUUUUAAACUCCUUUUAGUGAAAUUGUUAUAUUUAAGAAGGAAGUCCAGUGUUACUUCACAUGCCCUGUGAGCCUUUUUGAUUUGUUUAUACACAGAUUGAAGUGGACCCGGUUUACUGCAGUGUUGGAUUGCUGUUGAUCCUUGAAAAUGUUUCUUAGUGUUUAGAUGAAGGGGGAUCAACACUUUUCCACAUUUUCAUUUCUGUUAAAUUCACAUGUAUUUGGUAUCAUAUUGUAAUGAUUGUAAUAAUCAGUACUUGCAUCAAUUUAAAAAGCAUUCCAGUAUUUUAUUUAAAUAGGGGUUUUAUUUUUGAUGAAAGUCGCCGGUUGCACAAUCUUAUUGGUCGAAUGUUUUGGGAUGUACAAAGGUUUUGAUUGGUCACCGGACAUCAAUGGCUUCUGGGUUGCCUGGUUUCUUGUUGACAUUUAUCUCUUUUGUCUUUUGUGUCAACAAACAUAGUUUGAUGUUAAAACGGAAACUUGAGAGAACAGAGGGUUUGUACGGAAGGGUUUUGAAAAGGAGAACCGAUUAUUACAGCGUAUGAAAUGACAACAAUGAAUUUAAUCCCGGUGCACAAAUUUACAAAAUGAAUAGUUUCAUUAUUUGAAUGAGAAACAUGCUUGCGUGCGACCUUUGUACUUAUUAACCGGAGUUUAAUUUGUACCUUAAUAAUUAUAUCGAGCCUUGCCCAAAAGUCACGGUAAUGGCUGGAAAUCACGUGACCUGAGUUUGGAAGCUACUGGAUUGUGGUUCAGCUCAGCCACCUAGUCCUCGCCAAGUAUCUCCAAUAGUCAUUUUCGUUAUUUCCAGUCAUAGCCAGUGGGAUCGGGCACAGCCUUGCCUUGUGCGUAAGGAAAAUGUUUCAAGGGUGUGUUGCUAGCUACUUUCCAUAGGGUAAGCCUACACCGACCACAGCGCAGGCCCACACCGACUACGUGUAUUUGAAGGUUAUGUUACCUCUGACUGAAUUAUUAUUUUGUAUACGGUUUGACAAUUGGAGGGAAGCUGUGUCUGCAGAAGUGAUAGUGAGCUCGUUAUAGUUGGCAGUGUUAAGCUUUACACGUUUUAUUACUCGGAAUGUACGUUUCACAGCAGAAAAAGCCACUUUUUGUGUUUUUCAUAGAGAGCAAUGCUUCAAUAAAUCGGCUUCAAUAUAAUUCAAA
This is a messenger RNA of Acanthaster planci (crown-of-thorns starfish), 6406 nucleotides long. RefSeq lists its product as uncharacterized. Lineage: Eukaryota; Metazoa; Echinodermata; Asteroidea; Valvatida; Acanthasteridae. The record is from RefSeq and is a predicted model, not a curated record.